GGAUACUCGGCAAAGUUGGAUGAUCAGACUGUGGAGCUAGUCAGGCGACAGGAUGAAAUUGCCAGUAUAGGUCGUUCCAACUCUGUACAGCGUCGUGACAUAACCGUUGAAGGAGGAAGAGGAUGGAAUGCCGUCAGACUCUCGCUACGCACUUACAAUGGAGCAUACAACUCCGGUCCUUGGACGCACGAUGAUUACCUUGGGCAGAGUGUCACGAUAUACGUGCUUGAUACCGGGAUCAAUAUCCAACAUCCGGGUUUUCAAGGGUCAGAGGUCCGGUUUGGAGCCAACAUGGUCAGCCGCUCGAACAACAAUGACAACCACGGCCACGGAACGAUGUGCGCGGGAGUAAUUGCAGGAAAAGCCAACGGACUGUCACCACGAGCAACGACCAUUGCCGUGAAGAUUGCCUCGGACCAGAAUGUGUCGCAAACUGACGACGUAGUCGCGGGGAUUGAAUGGGUGCUGCGCCAACCGGGAGACAAUAACAUGAAAGUCAUCUCCAUGUCCCAUUACGGUUUCAGUGGCGUCCCAGACGUGUCCACUGCAGUUGCCGCUGCAAUCCGGGCAGGAGUCCAUUUUGUCGUCUGUGCUGGGAACGACCAACGCGACAGUUGCCAGGUCCAGCCAGCAAACGCUGUAGGAGUCAUUUCAGUCGGGUCCGUUAACGGAUAUAACGCACUUCCAAAGAAACCAGACGAGGCGCAGGGAACCAAUAUCGGAAAAUGCGUCACGAUCUUUGCCCCGGGAAGCCGAGUGCCUUCGCUGAGCACCCACAACAUUAACUCUCGAUAUCAAUAUUAUUCAUGGGGCACCAGCGUUGCGGCACCGCAAGUCGCUGCCCUGAUCGCAAACCGGCUCAGCGCACUCGGACCUCAGACACCGGCAGACAUGAAGAAAUGGCUGGAAGAAACAGCGACAAAGGACCAGAUCAUUGGUGAUUUGGGUGGGUCCCCAAACCUCAUCGCUUUCAACGGA
Messenger RNA from Eremomyces bilateralis CBS 781.70, 978 nucleotides. Its product is annotated as subtilisin-like protein. The record is from RefSeq and is a predicted model, not a curated record. Gene Ontology annotation, molecular function: serine-type endopeptidase activity. The annotation marks the transcript as partial. The transcript is spliced from 2 exons. Gene Ontology annotation, biological process: proteolysis. Lineage: Eukaryota; Fungi; Ascomycota; Dothideomycetes; Eremomycetales; Eremomycetaceae.